This is a messenger RNA of Pogonomyrmex barbatus (red harvester ant), 4417 nucleotides long. RefSeq lists its product as uncharacterized. Gene Ontology annotation, molecular function: protein binding. Lineage: Eukaryota; Metazoa; Arthropoda; Insecta; Hymenoptera; Formicidae. The record is from RefSeq and is a predicted model, not a curated record. Gene Ontology annotation, biological process: regulation of transcription by RNA polymerase II. Gene Ontology annotation, cellular component: nucleus.
GAUCGAUUUCGGCGGGGGGCUCGCGUCCGCGUUUUGCAUUCGCAAGGAAUCUUCUUCCAGUUUCGCGUUGCCCGACGGACGCGGGAAAAGAUGGGGGAAAAAAGGGCGCGUUUAGCCCGUUCCCGCACCGGGGAACAGGAAUCCCUUGGAAAUGCGUGGGGGGGUCCACCAACAAAAUUAUGGAUCGAGGCAACGAGGCGAGGGUUCACGUCUGCGCAUGACUACCCGUUGUUGUUAGCCUACCCGACAUACACACAUACACACGCGCACGGCACACGCGUACGCACACGGCGAAACGAACGCGGGAGAACCGCGCGCGAGGGGCCUCUCCUGGAGAACCUCUCCUCCGAGAUCUCUUGUUCGCGCGCGCGCGAGUUUCAUACAUCAUCGCGAGUUUAUCAACAACGAUGGCUCGAGGCUCGAAACACGACGACGUCCGUCCGCACACGUGAACCCGCGACGUGAUAGGCGAUAGGCGAUCGGACGCGUGAGGCGAGAGGGGGGGAGGGGGAGGAGGAGCACGCUCGCAGGAAAAAUUCCGAAUCGGUGUGGAUUCUCGAAUCGGUCUCGUCUCGACGCGAACGCGAGCGGUACCGAGAAAGAGGAGCGGAUUCCGUCCGGAGAUCGAUAAUUCUCGAUAAAGAUGGGCGAGAAAACGUUCAACCUUACAUGGAACAAUCACCUGGCGAAUUUGUCGGGUUUAUUUGAGACUCUUUAUAAGAGCGGAUCCUUGACGGACGCAACUUUGGCUUGUCAGGGCGGCAUGCUGAGGGCCCACAGGCUGGUGCUAGCGGCGUGUAGUCCUUAUUUCGAAAGAGUCUUUAAGGAGCACUACGGAGAACAACCUAUUCUCAUUUUAAAAGGAGUCGCCGUCGAGGAAAUGGAAUGCCUCCUGGACUUCAUGUACAGAGGCUCCAUCGAUGUGGCGGAGGAGCAUCUUCCCUCGCUGAUAAAAACUGCCACCGACCUGGAGGUACGCGGCCUCUCCGGGGAGCAGAAGAAUCAGGAGAGCGAUCGCAAUCUCUACACCAGAGUCGAGACGCGAAUGCCACGGUGUCACAUCGAGAACAGAGUGCACACUACCGAGUACAUCAAGGAGCCGUCGGUGAUUCAUUUCCUGCCGAAGCAUCCGAGUGUCGAUUCGAUGGACGACCACAAAGUGGAUGAUAUCGAAGUGGAGGACGAUCCGAUGGUGAUCGACGGACACGAGGACAGUUUCGACGAACUCCCGCAAUCCACGGAAACGCAAAUUAAACGUAUGCCGCCUCCGAUGUACAAACGGGAGACUAGAUUCAAAGGUCAGAAAAGGGUAUCCGUAGGCCGCGUAACGCGAAACAGCGACCCACAGGAAUCAAAGUCGAAAGACACUUCGCGAGAAUCGAGCUGCGAGGAUUCCUCGAGAGUCAUCAAGUGCGAGACGAGUCUCAAUGACGAAUCCGCGGAUAUCGCAUCGGACAUGCAGGAAACUUUAAAAGACGAAUCACCGAAGGUAGGAGUGAAGAGGAAGUAUGACGUUAUGAAAAAAACGAAGGAAGGGAACGAAGGGAGGGAGACGAGAACGCUUAUCAAGUCCGAAAGAGCGCAGCAUAAGCCUUUCUCUUGCGAUCUUUGCACCCUGGCAUUUACAAGAGCGUCGCACUUGGCGAGGCAUAGAAGGGUGCACACCGGCGAAAGACCGUUCGCCUGCAGUAUCUGCCCGCGAAUGUUCGCCAGGCAAGACAAGUUGAAGCAACAUUUGGACGCGCACCUGCAAUGGCCGAAGAGGAAAGAGCAAUUACUCUCCUCGUUCCCGACGAGGCCGAAACGCGGCAGACCACGUAAGCUUAAUGUGGAACCAUCUGCAUUGGAACAAAUUUUGAAGUUCGGCGAAUUUAGCUCUCUGUUGAACAAGUCGCAUUCCUCGAAUUCGGCGAAUAAGAGUGAAAAUUCGGGAAACACUGAAGACGAUGGCAAGAAGAAAGAAGCUCAUCGAGACGAGGACGACCAAAGGGAAAAGGACAACCGCGGUUGCCAGGUCGAGAAUGGCCAGGAUAUCGUUUAAUAGAAUCUUCAUUUGAAAUCUGGAUUUAAAUGCCCUUAAACCAUAUUUUUCUAUAUACAAUCGCGAUAAGCGAUAAUAAUCGCAAGUCGUAAAGAAGGGAAAAAUUUAUCGAGUUUCUCUGAAAAAUCGUGGUAUCCUUUUUCCCGGAUCUAUUUCGAGUUCAAUUGGGCUUGUAACGUCUUCUCGUCAUCGAUUGAAUAUAUAUAUAUAUAUAUAUAUAUAUAUAUAUAUAUAUAUAUAUUAUAUAUAUGUAUAUGCAAACGAGCACUCGCGUCGCUAUUACUGUGAACUGUUUUAACGUAAGUACCUGAGAUAUCGACUACUAACGUUACUACCAAAGCGCACGAGUCUCCAGAGAAUUCAACGGUAUGAAUGAGAGCCGAUUAUCGUCGACUCGGCGCAUCGUCAUCAAUGUCAUUAUUAUCGAACGAUAAGAUUAAUAUAAAGUUUACAGAGCUAGGAAAUUAGGCACGUAUUUUGGGCCGAUUUCAUUGUCGACGCUCACAUACUAUAUUAAUAAUAAUAAUUAUAAAAUAGUAAUAAUACAUAUUUAUAAUAUGUAAUAAAUAUAAUUAUAUAUAAUACGAACAUUCUUGAGAUAAAGCGUCACACAUUAGGCGGUUCGUUACUUUCGUAAGAAACGAAUGACAAGAUAGGGACGACGAUGGGUCGACAACAAAAUCGACCUGAAAUGCAAUCAAAUUCCAGCUCUGGGAUACCUGCGCUCUACAGGAUGGGCCACGUAAAGUGGUAUCAGCUAUUUUCUUGGAAUCUAUUCGAGAUAGCGACACAACUUUUUCUGAAUUCUUUUAAGAUUCCUUGGAAUCUUUCGUGUGACAUUGCUGCGGAAAGAGGACUAACUUUAUUUAUUCAGUCAGAUAUAUUUUGAUAUUUUAUAUAAAAUAUCUCAUAAAAUAUUAAUUUUUCAAUUACUUUACCUUGAUACUUUGAUACUUUAAUGUGGGGAAAAUAUAUAAUUAUUUUAAAAAAAUAUAUGUUUUGCAUGUACAAUUACAUUCUUUUUUUAAAUAUGAAUAUAGAAAGAAGAAGAUAGAACGAAUUUUUUCCCUAUCUCGAAUAAAUUCCAAGAAAAUAGCUUGUAAUAUCUUACAUGGCCCAUCCUACAUGUAGAAUACAUUGUAUUAAACCCGACCAAAUAAUAUACGCGUGAAGAAUACGGCCUGACUUUCACUGUAAACAAUCUUGAUCUCUAAUGUAUCGUCGCCUAAAUAUUUUACAAUACAAUGCGACUUUCCAGAUGAUUUGAAAUUCAAAAGUAUCCGACGGAGUGACUGUAAAGGCAUUUACGAAAUGACGCGUGUGAAUAAUAUUAUUCUCUAACGUGAAACUUGAUAAAGAGCUCGUAACAUAUAUAUAUAUAUACGUAUACAUAUAUAUACAUAUAUAUAAUACCGUAAUAUAUAGUAGUCUGAUACAGUGUGAGUCAUGCCUACGUAGUAAUAUUUUGUCAUACGCGCGAUAAUAUGUCAAGUACAAAUGUCCAGAUGUUAGACUACGCGUACAACACUCUGCCACUCUGCGACGGCGUAAAUUAGUGUGCGAGUAUUCGAACAUUUCCUGAGAAAAUUAUUUUAUACUCUCCCUUGGAGGACAAAAUUUUCGAAUAACUGAAUAAAAAAAAGAAAUGUUCGAUUCUCCAAAAUAGAAAUAGAAGGUAAAGAAUUUACGAGCCUUUCUUAUUUAAAUUGCAAUUAAUGAAAUGAUGAAGAGGCUGAGGUUCAUGUAGAACAAUUUUUUUCCAGAAAGCCAAGGCUCGAUUCGAAUUGUAGCGUCAUUAAGGAUAACGAUAACGAGUUUGAAACUCGAAUUGAAGUGCGUUUUUGAUUCGAGUAACUAAUUAUGCUGAAUAGUAAAACGCGAAUGCUCGCACACCCUCUGCGUAAAUAAUGGGCCUAGGGUUCCUCACGAUUUAUUUAGAUUCGCGACUGGUGUAGCGUAUUUUUCUUUCUCAUAGAGAUUUGUGCAAUGUCGAGGGAAACUCGUCUUCGAUUACGAACGUUCGUCGGAUCGGCCCUAAAUACGAAACAUUCGUACGAACGUUCGUCUCGAUACACGUCGGAAAAAUAUCGUGUGAUUGUCAGUGUCAUUAUAAUUGGUUAUUAUUGUUGUAUAUGAUAAUUGAUUGUUGUUGUAAGAACUGCAUUCUGUUUUGUUAAUUGGCUGUUGCUCGAUCUCACGGACGCCGUUCACCCAUCCGUGACCGUGUCUUUUCCCGUACGGCAACGUGCAAUUAUUUUCAGUGAUACCGACACCCUGGUCGCUGCCGAGCGAACGGCGAGGUGUGCGAAAGGUUCAUAUCUUGCAUUCUAUAUAGUGUGUAGCGCGUGUAAAUAAAUUUUCAAGUGAUGAAGAGAA